Dermatophagoides farinae (American house dust mite) is the source of this 1340-nucleotide messenger RNA. Lineage: Eukaryota; Metazoa; Arthropoda; Arachnida; Sarcoptiformes; Pyroglyphidae. The record is from RefSeq and is a predicted model, not a curated record.
UGAAAUUUUUUCCACAAUCAUUUGUUGAAUUAAUGUCAUCGUCAUCAUUUUUUUCGAUCGAUUUCAUUUUCCAAUUCAGAAUAAUAAUAAUAAUACGAUAUAAACAUCAAGAUUGAAACAACAUUGAAAAGAUGGCAGCCAUAUUGUCUACCGAUCGAAUAUUGAACAAUGAUAUUAUGGUUCUAAAUGUUGGUUCUAUUGUUCAAUGUAAAACAUGUUAUAAUGAGAACAUUACCGGUGAAGUGAUGGCAUUUGAAUAUGACAAUAAAAUUCUGGUUCUAAAAAUUCCAUCAUCAACACCACCAACCUGUAACAUUGCAUGUAUCAAUCUGGAAUUUUGUGUACAUAUUGAUGUUAUUAAAGAAAUGCCUGAAUCAACAUCGAAUACAAAUGUAAAUCUUCCUGAUAUGAAUACGAAUAAGCUUGAAGAAAGAGUCAAAUCGGCUUUGAAAGAACGUAACAAUUUAAUUGAAGCAUAUAAAUCUGGUGUCAGUUCCGAUGGUAUAUCAUUAUAUUUGUCGUUGAUAAAAACAAUUGGUGGUUCGGUUACAUUAGAAUCAUUUCAUGAUAAUAAAGGACAUUGUAUAGUGAUCAAAAAGAAUACAAAAAUAAUGCCACCAUUCAGUGCCGAUUGUGUACAGGCAGUUGUAUUUCCAAAUAAAACGGCUGGUCCUAUGGCCACUGAAGCGGUUAAAUAUGCUCGACAAUUGGUUGAAAAAUUUUGGCGUGAUCAAAAUAAAGACCCAUAUACGUUGGCUAGUUAUGGUCAAACAUCGAAUAUAAUGAUGAACCAGAAUAAUAAUAAGACAACAACAACAACAACAACAGCAACAACAUCGAACAACAAUACAAAUAAUAGUAAAAAUAGUAGUAAUAAUACAUCGAAAGAAUCAUCACCGCAUUCAACGAUGGCAACAUUAUCAUCACCAACAACAUCAUCGUCAUCACAGGCUGGUUCACGAUCAUCACCAGUUCCACCACAGCCACCGCCACCAACACCAACAACAACAGUAACAGCACAGACAACGACCAUAAACAAUAUAAUAAUUUCAACGACGAAGACAUUGAUCAAUAAUUUAUCUUCAUCAAUGGGAAAUGUUCAAACAAUGAAUUCACCACAGGAUUCAACAUCAUCGUCGUCGUCGUCGUCGUCGUCAUCAUCAUCAUCAUUGCCUACAGCAUCUUCAACAUCACAUUCAGCAGCUAUGGCAACAACUGAUGCUGUUGUAUCGAAACAAAAUCGGAAAACAGUUACAAAUUCUCGUUAUUAGAAAAAAAAACUUGAAUCAAUAUGGCCAAUUAUUAUUGAAUUUUUUUCACACUAAUUUUUAAAGAUGAUG